Messenger RNA from Sceloporus undulatus (fence lizard), 1395 nucleotides. RefSeq names its product thiopurine S-methyltransferase (gene TPMT). Bases 204 to 953 code for a protein of 249 amino acids. Gene Ontology annotation, molecular function: thiopurine S-methyltransferase activity. The transcript is spliced from 10 exons. Lineage: Eukaryota; Metazoa; Chordata; Lepidosauria; Squamata; Phrynosomatidae. The record is from RefSeq and is a predicted model, not a curated record.
AAGCGGGUGGAGCCUCUCUGGAAGGAGGAGGCAGGCAGCAGGCGCAGCAGAGGAAAGCGCCCGGCGGAGGGAGGAGGAGGAGGAAAACAGCCCAGGCCUCCUUCCUGACGCUCUGCAGCCAAGCAGGCGCUCCUUGACCCUUCUGCCUUCAGGUGACUUUUCUCUCCAUUGGAAGAGGGGCCUGGUGGUAGGUUUCCCAGGCCAUGGAAAAUUCCCCAGCUCCAUCUGGAGAUGACAAAUGUGAUGAAGCCAAGAUACAAAAAGACCGAGUGGUAACUGAAGAAGAAUGGCUCCAAAAAUGGCAGACAAAAAAUAUUGGGUUUCAUAACGAAGAACGACAUCCUCUUCUCAGGAAGUAUCUGGAUCUCCUUCUGAGCGGCAGGAGUGGACUGAAAAUAUUUUUUCCACUUUGUGGUAAAACCAUUGAAAUGAAAUGGUUAGCUGACCUUGGUCACCAUGUCACUGGUGUGGAAAUCAGUGAAAGUGCACUGAAGGAGUUUUUUACUGACCAAAACCUUUCCUUUACAGAAGAAACAAUUCCAGAGAUCCCUGGAGCUAAAUUAUUUAAGAGCACCUCUGGAAAUAUUUCUUUAUACUGUUGCAGUAUAUAUGAUUUGACCAGCACAGUUACUGGCAAGUUUGAUGGGGUUUGGGACAGGGGAUCUCUAGUAGCUGUUAAUCCUUCUGAAAGAAAACGAUAUGCCCAGUUGAUCUUAUCUCUGAUGAACAAAAGGUGUUGUUGCCUUCUAAUUACUUGUGCAUAUGAUCCAAACAAACAUAAAGGUCCACCCUUCUAUGUUCCUGACUCUGAAGUGAAAAGUUUAUAUGGCAAAUACUGUGACAUUAAGUGUCUUGAAAAAAUUGACAGUUUAUCGAAUCGACCAAAGAAAUGGGGUUUAGAUUAUUUUUGGGAGCAUUCUCAGCCUCAAAGGGUUCCAGAAUCCAGAAAAUGAUUACUAUCCAUUGGCUUACAGUCCAAAAGGGGAAGAAGAAAACAAAUCCAGCCAGCAGUUUUUAAAAGUUAUAAAACUGUGGUAAUGAUCAACUACAAUGGAAACACCUCUGACAGAGAGAGAGAAAAAUAGUCACAUGGGAGCUAGACUCUCAGCAGAGCUAUAAACACAUUAAAAGCCUAGAAGGUGGGAGGGGGUUGUUCAUUUAAUUUUUGCAAAGUGAAUUUAACUCUACAUUUAAGCCAUAGGUAAGAAAGCGGGAAGUCAACUUUUAGUAUUUUUGUGAAUGUCAGUAGUUUAGUUUAAUGUUUAAUUAGCUAGAAGUAGUGGAGUUAUUUAGAUGUGUAUGUAAUUGGGAUUUAUGUUUUAAAUGUAUUGUUUUCUUUAUGUUUUCAUUAUAUUUCAUUAUAUACUCCAUUAAAAGUUGAUUAAACAAUAAAAA